AUGUACUUUACGAAAUGGGAUGCGAUUAUAAUAGCCAGUUGCUUGAAAGAGCGGCGAUGGAUUGCCCAUGUUUACCCAGACGAGUCGAGCGAGAUACGCUCUCAGUAUGUCAGUGACGGCAUCGUCACAUCUACUAGUCCCUCUGUAAAUGUUUCUUCACCUCGAGGUACCCCUGGAAGCAACCAUAGCGAAAGGAUAACGCCAGAAACGCCCAAAUCUGCUGUAUUCAUUCCCACGGAAGGACUCACGGUGUUGUCGCUACUAAACGCAGAGUCUCCCAUCCAAAGUCAACCAAAAGCUCUGCCCCUGGCACUCGACCAAAGAGCGGGUUCCACCACGUACCAGCAUCACGAGGAUGCAGGGGUUAGUACAUUCGUUUAUCAACAACCUCCUGGCGAGCCUGUAUUAUGGCCAUUAGAGCAUGAGCAAGAAGCUACGCUAUUGCAGCACUACAUCGAAAACGUUGCAUUGUUUUUUGACAUGGUAGAUACCAGAGACCACUUUGGUGUACAUAUCGUUCAGAUGGCCAAGAAAAACAGUACUCUCAUGAACGCAAUUCUUGCUCUAUCUGCCCGACAACUUAGUCGAACCACGGACUUUGACCCUUAUAUCGCAGAUGCCUAUUACCAACGGUGUUUUGACACGUUGAUUCCCGCAUUAAACGAUAACGUCACCAUCAAGGAAGAGCCACUACUAGCCGCGACCAUCAUCCUUCGACUUCUAGAGGAAAUGAACAUAUCCAUUAUCGGUUCCGAUCCACAAGGUCAUUUGUUCGGUACUCAAGCAAUCAUUCGUGCUGCAGAACAAUCUUACGCCGCCACAUCAGGACCAGACUGGCGACAGGCCAUCUAUUGGGCAGCUUUUCGACAAGAAUUGUGGAUCUCACUGAUGACACAACGACCAUUCAAACUGCAUAUAUUUCCCGCCGAUCGCUCACUCGAACCAGCCACCGAUUCAAUAUGGGCAACAAGAACGAUUGCCCACCUUGGUGAUGUCAGCAACUUUGUCUUUGGAGAGGGCAGAAAUUCAGUUGCUCGCUACAAUCAGCUGAUGGAUGAGAACAAAUCGUGGAUACAUUGCAGACCCGACAGUUUCGAUCCAUAUUUUUUCCGCCAUGAUCGAGAUGGGAGUGGAAGAAAUUUUCCGGACAUCCGUUUCCAUCAAAAGACGCAUGUCAUGGGUACGCAGUACAACCUACUAGCGCACACCCUCCUGAUCGUUCACGACCCAACAAUACCCCAGCUUGGGCCCGGACAUAGGGCUUCACGUGCCAUUGUCGACAAAACGGUACAAGAUAAUGUGCGCACCCUUUGUGGCGUGGCUCAGUCCAACUACAAGAUCUUUCCUUGCAAGUUUGUCGCAUGUUUUGCUAUCGCUCUCGUGGGUGACCGUUUCACUGUACGAGAGGAUCAAGAGCGCUUGCGCGAUUUGUGGUACGCAUGCGAGAGAGCCCACGGAUUUCCUCCGACUUCAACUAUCACUCAGCUUGAAGAGUCGUGGGGUUGGUAUAAUCGCCCUGAUCAUUGA
This is a messenger RNA of Pyrenophora tritici-repentis Pt-1C-BFP, 1527 nucleotides long. RefSeq lists its product as uncharacterized. Gene Ontology annotation, biological process: positive regulation of transcription by RNA polymerase II. The record is from RefSeq and is a predicted model, not a curated record. Gene Ontology annotation, molecular function: DNA-binding transcription factor activity; transcription cis-regulatory region binding. Lineage: Eukaryota; Fungi; Ascomycota; Dothideomycetes; Pleosporales; Pleosporaceae. Gene Ontology annotation, cellular component: nucleus.